UAUUUCAUUCAAGAUUUCAUUCAUUCGAGCUUCUUUUUCGGAUUUUCUCUAUCGUUUAUGGUUAUCUCUAUACGGGUGGUCGUAGUUGGAGAUUUCUUUACUAAAAAUAUUAAAUGAAGGUGCUAUAGGCGUUGAUUUUAUGAAAUAACUGUAGGUUAUAAAUAAUAAAAUAAUGAUCUUACUCGAGAUCAAUAAUAGAAUUAUAGAAGAAACACUAACUGUUAAAUAUAAAAAUGCAUUGGCUAGCUUAAAGCCUGAGUCCAUUGAUGUGACGGUUGCAGAUUUUGAUGGAGUUCUCUUUCAUAUAUCAAAUGUCAAUGGAGAUAAAACCAAAGUUAGGGUUAGUAUAUCACUAAAGUUUUACAAGCAGUUAGAAGAACAUGGAGCUGAUGAACUUCUCAAAAGAGUAUAUGGACCUUUACUCACAGAAACAGAGUCUGGUUACAAUGUGUCAGUCCUCUUGGAUCUGGAGAAUAUUCCCGACGACUGGGAGGAAAUAGUGAAGAAAGUGGGUCUCCUGAAGAGAAACUGCUUUGCGUCGGUUUUCGAAUGCUACUUCAGGCUGCAGGAGGACGGUGACGUGAGCCGCAAACGGGCCGUCAUCAACUACAGACAAGAUGAGACGCUAUACGUGGAAGCGCAAGAAGACCGCGUGACGGUGGUGUUCUCCACGGUGUUCCGGCACGAGGACGACGUGGUGAUUGGCAAGGUGUUCAUGCAGGAGCUCAAGGAGGGCCGGAGAGCCUCCCACACCGCGCCACAGGUUCUAUUUUCACACAGGGAACCGCCUUUAGAACUCAUGGAUACUGACGCGAAAGUAGGAGAAAAUAUCAGUUAUGUAACAUUUGUGCUAUUCCCGCGGCACACGUGCGCGGCGGCGCGCGACAACACCAUCGACCUGCUGCACAUGUUCCGCGACUACCUGCACUACCACAUCAAGUGCUCCAAGGUGUACGUGCACUCGCGCAUGCGCGCCAAGGCGGGCGAUCUGCUCAAAGUGCUCAACCGCGCGCGCCCGCAGAACAACGCGCGCCCGGCCGAGCGGAAGACUAUCACGGGAAGAACGUUUGUCAGGCGAGAUUGAGUGUUGCGAGGCGGCGGGAACACGGCCGGCCCCGCGACGGCGCGCCUCACGCCCAACAGACACGCUAACACUAAGUCAUACCACCUAUUUAUUAUUCGAACAAGAUUCAUAGUCGAGCGAACUAACAUAUUAUUACAGUGGACACCCACAAUGUGCGUAUUUCAUUUGUCCGAGUAACCAUAUGCUAUUUAUUUAAACCAAACAUUCACAGUUUCUCCGAAUGUCACAAAGUACCAAUAGUGAAUGAUCUCGCUCCAUUCGACUUUCAAUGGGUUGCCAAAUAUUUACGCGUGCUCAAUCUACUGCCGAUGACGUACAGUUGGGUGAAGAAAUGUGCACAUUGUAUUAAUAUUUAUUGUAAACUCUUCAGCAUAGCGUAAAGUCUAAAUAAUGUUGCCGUAGAAUUUGUUGAUGACAAAAAUAUGCUUUAUUAUAAUGAGAGUUCUAUUUAUAGAGGGGCACUGCGCCCGGCUGGCGGCCGGUAGGGCCCGACAACCUGACAACUAGGGACAUCGUCUAGCUCGCGCAGUGCCCACGAGACCGAACUUUCCUCUUAGCUUACGUAAUUUUGUUGAUGUAAGUAAAUGCUAUUACCAAUCCUCACGUAGGGUAAUGUAUUAUAAAAUCUAGCCUAUACAUAUUGUUUCGGUUUACAAACUUGUAAAAAUGUAUAUCUCUGAAAUACUUGUGACAGGUAACAAGCACAAAAUGUACGAAUUAUUCCUUACUAAUUUUUAAAACAGUUCUAUUUAGUUUUAAAUGUUAUCGCAAUAUAUGAACAAUAAUUAAUUUUAAUAAAGGUUGCACUUUUCGUUUUAGGUAGGUCCGAUUCGUUUAUAAAGUGUAAGUGAAAGUGUAUAAUAUUUCUCAAUAGAUUCUUCCACUGGAAUUCAUAAAAAUGGCCUUAUUUACUAUCGUCGCUGAGUGGACGUCGAGCUCGGUUCGUAGAGUCGCUAGUUUAGUGAUCGAUACUCUUGUAUCUUGUUUUGUGCAAUUCGACUACACUAUUCGAAUGCCAAUUCGCAUUUAAUUUGAUUGAAGAGAAUAGGCUCUGUUUAGCAAAAUAUUUUCUUGGUUGUAAGUUGUUUUUUUUUCUUGUAGUUAGUGCCAAGGCAUCCUUUAUAAAUUCAGACACAAUCAUUUUGUAAAUUCAUAUUUGCACUUAAAUGUAUUGCUCAAAGAUUCAACACCAAGGAGCCGCCAAAAUAAUAGACUUAUCAGAUGAUAACAUACAAUUAAAUCCGGUUUGAACUUGGGCCAUUCCAAAUAAGUUUGUUUUAGGUGAGUUUCUAACAUGAAUCGAGAGAUGGACUGAAGCAUUGGACUGUCUGAACAUUCGUCUGGGAUUCAGUGGGUAUUAUAUAAAUUUUAAAGUAAUACUAAUACUAAGUCAUAAAUAAAUUAAUAAAAUUGAGACAUAGUUGUAAAGCGUGACAGCCGUCGUCGGAACCACGUGGACGGAUGUGGAGGAUCGGGAUGUACCAGAAGCAUGUAGAAACAAUUUAACGUGGUUAAAUAAAAUUUUGUAGCUAACUUGAAUAUUAUGAAAUUUUAUUUGCGAGAUGUAUUAUUUAUGUAUUAUAAAAUGUAAGUUAAAUGUUGCUUUAAAGUAUUGCUUACAAUGGGAUCAUUGUUUUUACUGUCAGUUUUAACACAAGAUUAUGUAACAGCAGCCAGAAUACGAUGGUUACUUGUGAAUAUGUAAUUAAUCUUAUAAUUUUUAAAAUCCGUUUAUACUGUAUUUUUAUUUUCUAGAUUAAAGAAAACAUUCUACUGCAAUAAUAGCUUUUAUUCCAUCUACAAGAUUGUUUUACAAGAACAGCGAAAUUUUGGGUAUAAACACAAGAAAACAUAGUGCUAUGUAAUAAGUAUAUAAAAAUAUAUGAUUUUAAUUUACUGUUUGACGUUACUGUGCAAGACGAGCGGGAAAUCAAUCGAUAAGUAAGUACUUACUGCGAUAUUUAUAAUUCGCGGCCUCUUGACAUUGCUUAUCUACAUCACCAUCACAAGAUUAGGUUGUCGGUACGUAAACUUAUUCGCGCGAACAAAAGAAUAAUGAAGUUUAAUUAUGAACCUAUAGUU
This is a messenger RNA of Amyelois transitella, 3166 nucleotides long. It is a transcript of the gene Arpc2, whose product is annotated as actin-related protein 2/3 complex subunit 2. The record is from RefSeq and is a predicted model, not a curated record. Bases 173 to 1084 code for a protein of 303 amino acids. Gene Ontology annotation, biological process: actin filament polymerization; Arp2/3 complex-mediated actin nucleation. The transcript has 8 exons. Gene Ontology annotation, molecular function: structural constituent of cytoskeleton; actin filament binding. Gene Ontology annotation, cellular component: Arp2/3 protein complex; actin cytoskeleton. NCBI's taxonomy places the organism in Eukaryota, Metazoa, Arthropoda, Insecta, Lepidoptera, Pyralidae.